Messenger RNA from Carcharodon carcharias (great white shark), 1473 nucleotides. It is a transcript of the gene dio1, whose product is annotated as iodothyronine deiodinase 1. The record is from RefSeq and is a predicted model, not a curated record. The transcript has 4 exons. Lineage: Eukaryota; Metazoa; Chordata; Chondrichthyes; Lamniformes; Lamnidae. Gene Ontology annotation, molecular function: thyroxine 5'-deiodinase activity.
CCCCGGCUGGAUCACACUGCUGGAUCCCUCUCUCCCGCUAGAUCCCUCUCUCCCCCGCUGGAUCCCUCUCUCCCGACCGGGCCACACUGCUGGAUCCCUCUCUCCCCCGCUGGAUCCCUCUCUCCCCCACAAGUUAAUUUCUGGGUCUGAGUUUGACCAACAGCAGGGCGAAGGUUGACCACACAACUAUUUUCUGUCCUCUGGACUCCGCAGUUUUACUCACUUCGGUUUUAUCCGGAACUCCACUCAAUACAUUUCCCUUUCGCCUGCGUCAAAUGAAUUUCAGGUUUCGCCUCUUUAAUAUUUGGGAUCCCACCCCCCCCAACUCUUCCGCCCAAUGAGCUCCCGCGGAAAUGAUGUAGGUUCAGUCCCGCGAUUGAAAGGCGAACCCUGUGUGUUUGUUCCAGACAGAGCAGAGUGAGCAAGAGCCCUCUGCUGACAUGGGGAAAUUGGCUGUUUACAUGGAGACACUGACCCUGUUGGUCUAUUUUUGCGUGCAGACAUUCAUAGGCAAAGUUAUGCUCCUCUUCUUUCCCGAAACCGUGAAGAGGUUCGUGUUAAAAAAUGGGUUGAAAACCACCAUGUCGCAAAACCUAAAGUUCAAAUAUGAAGACUGGGGACCAACAUUCUUCACUUUCCGUUUUGUUAAGGUCGCGGCUAGUCACCUACUAACGAAUUGUGGAGAUGAAGCUUUUAAGGGUUUGUCUGCUCCCAAUACACGGGUCAUUGAUUUGGAGAACAAAGAACAUAAAGUACUUGAUUUUGUGAAAGAUAAUAGACCACUGGUGUUGAAUUUUGGAAGCUGCUCCUGACCCCCAUUUCUUUUUAAGUUUGCUGAGUUCAAGCAGCUUGUCAAGGAGUUUAUCCAUGUAGCCGAUUUCCUCAUUAUCUACAUUCAGGAGGCUCAUGCCACAGAUGGCUGGGCUUUUGAAAACAACGUUGAUAUCAAACAACAUCAAACGUUAAGUGAUCGUUUCGACGCAGCAAGGCUAUUGCUAAAUGAGGAACCACCCUGUCCAGUGGUAGUGGACACAAUGGAUAAUGUGACUAGUGCUAAGUAUGCAGCUAUGCCAGAAAGACUAUAUGUGGUGCUCAAUGGUAAAAUCAUUUACAAGGGUGAUUUGGGACCCUGGGGAUAUAAACCAGAAGAAGUACGAUUAGUUUUACAAAAUCUAAGUUAAACCACUAAAUGGUGGAACCAUUAACACCAGGAAACACCGGUGUAAUUUUGAGAGAGAGCUUUCAUGGACAUUGUCAAAUACAAGGAAACGAUAUAAUACAUAAAAGUAAAUCAAAGAAGGUUUCUUUUCCAUAUUGAUAAUGAUUUUCUCAGUUUUAAAUUAGUGACUGGGAUUUGAUAAUUUGAAUAUGGAAGAAAGACAUCUUAGUAUUUGAUUAAUGCUUACUUUAUGUUUUCAUAUCAAUUGUAAUAAGUCUAAGAUUUAGUCAGUGAAAGCUAGGACAGUAAAUUCC